Drosophila ananassae is the source of this 2300-nucleotide messenger RNA. It is a transcript of the gene mbo, whose product is annotated as nuclear pore complex protein Nup88. The coding region runs from base 89 to 2200 and encodes 703 amino acids. The record is from RefSeq and is a predicted model, not a curated record. Gene Ontology annotation, molecular function: structural constituent of nuclear pore. Gene Ontology annotation, cellular component: nuclear pore. The transcript has a single exon. Gene Ontology annotation, biological process: mRNA export from nucleus; protein import into nucleus; ribosomal small subunit export from nucleus. Lineage: Eukaryota; Metazoa; Arthropoda; Insecta; Diptera; Drosophilidae.
UAGUGUGCCCGGUUUCAGUUUGCCUUUAUUCCAAAACACAGUUUUUGUUUUAAUUUCAUUUCCUCGCGGUUUUUUCAUUUCUAUAAGAAUGUCGCUUACGGAUUGCUUUGAACUAAAUAAAGCAAAGCUCUUCGAGAAGAUCCGCCAUGGGUUGCCCAUCGUGCAGAAGACGCAGAAUCUGCUGGACUGCAAGGACGACCUGCUUUUCGCCUGGGACGCAAAAGACUGCUGUUUGCUGGUGCGCAAUUGGCGGACGCCGUUGACGGAGGCGGCGGGUGCCAAACUUGCCGGUGUUCAGUUUCAGACACUGAUUCCCUCCAACACUGUAAGCCUGGACGUGGACCGGGUACUAGUCUCCAACGAGGGCUCCCUGGUGGCGCUCAGUGGCGAGCAUGGCGUUUGUGUUCUGGAGCUGCCGCGGCGCUGGGGACAGGAUGGUUACUACAAGGAUGGAAAGGAGCGGAUCACUUGCCGGAGCUUUAGCCUUGAUAGUCAGCUUUUUCUGAGCAGCCCACAACUGGAGGUGCGUCAAGUCCGCUGGCACCCGCACUCUGUGUCUGACUCCACUCUACUCGUCUUGUUGAAUAACAACACUAUUCGGGUGUAUAAUCACUCCAAGCUACGCCAUGUUUGGCAAGUGGGUCCAUCGAUUUUGCGUGCCGGUGGCAACAGCUCCCUCACAGAUUUUGGCGAAGUGGCUGUGGACUUCGAUGUAGCCCCUGCGGGCAAACCCAAGGAGUCUGAGCCUCUGGAGGAUAAAAACAAUACCUUAAACCAAAACAACAAAAGCUUGCAAAACAAAAAAUGCAACGUAAAUCAGGAAAAGAUUGAGUGGCCUGUGAUUGUGCUGCGUGAAAAUGGUAACAUAUACGUCCUCCUGACUGGUCUAGACUCGGAAAUGACCCGCCUACAGGGUCCCAUAACUAUUACGCCUCAGGUCCAAGACAACUACGGGCUGGAAUCCUGUGCCCUUAUGGUUAUUCCGUCCUUACCACCAACCAUUGUUAUAGCCGAAUCGAAUGGAAAGAUUCAUCAUGCUUUGCUUAUGGAAGCGGAGGCCACAGAGCACUCCUUCAGCGAAGUGGACGAUUUUCUUCUUAUAGAACCUUCCCAAUACGUUAUUCACGUUCUGGAAACUGUUAAGCUUGAGCUUGGUUUGGCUGCACCAUCCCGUAAAGGUGUCGAAAAUCCUAUAUAUCUGAAGAGGGAUCUGAUCAACGAGCUGCGCUACUUUGCCUACCACGAUGCCGGUCUGCACGUGGUGUCCGUAAGCUUUAUAGCUGAGUUGCAACGCUACUUGGAGAGCGAGUCUCAAGAGGACCGUCUGGAAAUGGCUGCCUCUUCCAGCGCCGAGUACAUAUUGUGCACCAAGUUCGAGUCCAGUGACCGUGUGAACCCAGUCUUUGGAAUAGCCCUGCUGCAAAUGCCUGCUGGUGUGGUUCUUUUGCUUGGCAGUGGCCAGGUGAUUAGCUUAAAGCUGGUCAUCGAUGCAAAGCUACUAGUAACGCCUAGUGAGAGCAAAGCAAUUAAUGUGGACUCCGAUCUGCCGGACUGCGGAACUACCUUUGUGGAUACCAUCAAGUCGCUGCUACAGCGGAGUGUCAACCAACCCAUUCUGGCGGAUAAACUUGUCGCGCCAUCCGCCACCGAGAGCUAUGAGCUGCUCAACCAGGCCAUCGAGGUGCUGAGGGAGCAGUAUUUGAAAAGACACGACCUGGUCAGGGCUGCCUUUGCCCGUCAUAUUAACCAAAUUCAACUAAAGAGGGAUCAGCAGCUGCAAGAGAUUCAGGAUCUGGAGCAGGAGCGUGAGCUGAUCAGCGAGCGGGCGCACAAGCUGGCUGAGAGGUUCGAGGAGAUUAGCGACAACCAGGAAGUGCUCGUUCGCAAGUGCCACGCUCUGAUGCAGAAGGCCAACGUUGCACUGCCCAGCAAUGUGGUAGCGGAACGGGAUUUCAUCCAGGAGGUGAACCGUCUUAACAGUGUCACCCAGAUCCUAGCCACUGGACUGCAGACCGCCAAGAAUACGAUAAACAAACAGCGAUAUCACAUCGCCAAAAGCCAGGAUGAUCUCAAGCGCAACGCCUACGAGCUGCCGGAGAAGCAGCAUCGCACCAUAACAGAGAUUCUCACCCAGCUCGCGAGCGAGAUCGACCGCCAGAUCACCGACGUGAAGCGCAUCAAUAAAAUCGUUGGAGCUUAGAAGCUUUGGAAGUUGUGUGGUUUUAUUAAAUUUAUAAUCUAGCAGGAGCUCGAAAGAGGAAGCGUAUUAUUAAUAAACAUGUUGUCGAUUAAGUUUUAUA